Molecule: messenger RNA, 1443 nt
Organism: Trypanosoma grayi
Lineage: Eukaryota; Euglenozoa; Kinetoplastea; Trypanosomatida; Trypanosomatidae
Product: leucine zipper-EF-hand containing transmembrane protein 2
Exons: 1
Coding region: 1-1443 (480 amino acids)
Biological process (GO): intracellular monoatomic cation homeostasis
Cellular component (GO): mitochondrial inner membrane
Molecular function (GO): ribosome binding
Source: RefSeq, a predicted model, not a curated record
AUGUUAAAGGUAUGCAGGGGGCGGUUUUCGGCUGUAGCCCCUUCAAAAGUGAAUGGACAAUCGAAAGCAGCAUACUACACCAAUGUCGCAUGGGAGGGAAUUCGUCACGUAUACCACGGUUUUCGAUUGUUUUUCCUAAACACGCGGUUGGCUUGGAAAUAUUCCCGGCAACUGAGGGCAGGUGUCGCUCUUACCCGCCGGGAGCGACAACUAUUGGAAGGCGCUACAAAAGAUCUGCUUCGACUUGUCCCUUUUAGUUUCUUCAUUGUGGUCCCGUUUGCGGAGCUUUUGCUCCCGGUUGCGUUAAAAAUGUUUCCUGAUUUGAUUCCCUCAACUUUUGAGACAGAGAGCCAAGGCCGUAACCGAGCCUUUUCAACUGCGAUGGGGACUCUGCGUGCACGACAACGCGUGAUGGAGUAUUUGACGACUACAGCAUUCGUUAGCUUUACAAAGGAGCAACAAGAGGUGGUGCGCAACUGUGCUACGGGAGAAGCUCUAAAUGCAGCUCAAAUACGAUUGAUAGCUCCUCACUUUGGUCGUGAUGGACCACUUAGUGUUUACAGUAUUCCAGACAAUAUUGCAUUAGGGUUGGCGAGAAAGGUUGGCGUGUUCAAGACCUAUCAUGGCUUUUUCCCGAGCAAAGUCAUGGCCCCUUACAUGCGACGAAAGAUUAUUCGUCACUAUCAUAAUACUCGUGAGGACGACCGUUUACUGCGACUUGAGGGGCUUGAUGAUUUGACCCGUGAAGAAUUGAUCAAGGCGAAUAUUGUAAGGGGGAUGCGGUGGUCAGAGGACGCCGAAACGCUCCGCAUUCAAUUGGAAUGGUGGAUCUCACUUGGCCGGGACCCUGAUGUUCCGUACAACACUCUGUUCUGGGUUAAGCCUACCCGAUACAGUCUAAAAGAUUCUAUGAAGCGGUUGCCUGUUGAGCAGCGUCGCCAGUUGCUAGGUAUUCAGUCUUUCCCUGAGAGUAUCCGUGGAAACCUUGAGACACUCUGUGAGACGGUUGAUACAGCUCCUGCCUUGAGUGAGGAUGUGAGGGAUGCUGACCAGAUUGUGGAGAAGCUUGAAGAUGUAAGUGCCAGGGCGAAAAACAGCGACAAGGAUAUAGCUAUUCAGGACAUCCAAAUUUCUCUAGGCGCGUAUUUGACGGAGGCGAAUGUGAAGAUGAUGUUUGAACGAAUUCGCAAGGAUAAAACAGCGACUGAAAAUGUGACGGUGGCAGAUACCAUUGACUUCAUUGGAAAUGAAACACACAAUUCAUCGCAUGUAGUGUCUACCGUGUUUGACGCAUUCGAUCAGGGUAGUGGGACGAAACCUAUCACAGAGGCUACACUUGUUUCCAUUGGAGCUCGUUGUAGAGAAGCCUCAAAACUGCAUACUGAAGACAAACCUCAAUUGCCGCCAGUUGAAUCACCGUCGGAUGUGAAUAAACACAAAUAA